Messenger RNA from Geodia barretti, 705 nucleotides. Lineage: Eukaryota; Metazoa; Porifera; Demospongiae; Tetractinellida; Geodiidae. The record is from the annotation of a GenBank genome assembly.
AUGCAGCUCUUGAGAAGCCUCCUGUUCGUGCCCGGCAACCGGGCCAACAUGCUCGACAAAGCCGUCGGACUGAGACCCGACGCCGUCGUCCCCGACAUGGAGGACUCCGUACCCGCCGCCGAAAAGGCGAACGCACGAGAGAUGAUCGCAUCCUUCCUUCCGACACUGGCGGAAACCGGUCAUCAAAUCAUCCCGCGAGUCAACAGCCUCCACACGUCGGUAGGAUGGAGAUCCGCGGCGCACAUCUCGUUCGGGGCACCGCGAUGUGGUCUCUGGGUCGAAACUGCCGGCGCCAUCGUGAACGCCUUCUCGAUCUGCAGGGCCUCCAAGCGCGUCAUAGCCAUCGCAUUCGGGGGCGAGGACCUCACGAACGACAUGGCGAUUCCAAGGACUGAGUCGGAGGAAGAGAUCGCCUAUCCUCGCAGUGUCGUCGCAGUGACCGCCCGUGCUGCCGGGGUGCUCGCUCUGGAGACGCCCUACUUCAACUAUCGAGAUGACGAGGAUCGAAGGGGCGGGAUCAACACUUCCUACAUGUCCUCCGAUGAGGAGAUCGAGCAGGCGCGUCGCGUGGUCGACGCCUUCGCGGAAGCCGAAGUACGCGGCAGCGCCGCCACGUCCCUCGACGGCAUGGUGAUCGACGUUCCCGUCGUCGAGCGAGCGCGCAAAGUCCUCUCCGCGCUCCCUCAAUCCGCCUAUGACGAAUAG